Molecule: messenger RNA, 1351 nt
Organism: Phytophthora nicotianae INRA-310
Lineage: Eukaryota; Oomycota; Peronosporomycetes; Peronosporales; Peronosporaceae
Exons: 1
Coding region: 31-1197 (388 amino acids)
Cellular component (GO): lysosome
Molecular function (GO): thiolester hydrolase activity
Source: RefSeq, a predicted model, not a curated record
CUCCGCUCAAAGCACAAGUCGACUGGCAAAAUGCGCAUUCUCCGACUGCUAGUUGCAUCCCUAUUGCCUCUACUAGUGUCUACAUCACCAGUGAACACCAUUCCACCAAGUCGGAAUGACGUUUGCCUCGACGACGCCUCAAUCCCAUCCAUAUCAACAAUUCUCAACACCAAUACGCCCAUGACCUCCACCUCAUCCAGUGAGAAGAAGAAUCUCCCGGUUUUCUUCUUCCAUGGUCUCACCGGCAACAGCACGGAAGGUUUCAACUACCAGGCAAAUCUCACAGCUGAGGGCCGAGUCUUCGUUCCAUUGGCUUUCUGUGAGCGAGAAUGCUCAUUGACGGCACUAAAUAUCCAAGUUCCAAUGGCCAUUGCAGCAGUCCGAGAAGUAGUGGCAAACGACGAGCGUUUCGCGAGUGGAUACAUCUUCAUUGGUCACUCGCAAGGAGCUAUGAUGGCUCGUGCAGUGAUCGAGCAAAUGGACGACCACAAGGUCCAUACGUUCGUGAGUCUGGCUGGAGGUGUCAACGGCGUCUUCUACGGUCCACAGGAGACCGAUCGCAACUCCAUUCACGACCUAAAGGCCGGUUUUGGCGCUGCAAUUUUGCCUCAAAAUCUAUUCGACUUUACGGAUUAUACACCAGAAGAGUACCGUGGUAAAAUGCAGACCGACCUUGUACGUCGAUCCAUGGACCCGACGAUACAAGCCGCGUAUUCUAUCACGAAUUUAUUGUGGAUGCCAGUGCGAGACGUGUGGCUGUCGACGAAUCCGUUUCUUCCUAUGAUCAACAACGUCAAUUCAUGCGCGUGGUUCGAUUUCUAUUGCCACAUGGAGAAGAUUCGACGUAAAAACAAUUUUUUGAAGCUGAAAGAGGCGCACUACUUCGCUUCUCCAGAGGACGGCGUGUUGUCGCCGUGGCAAGCAAGUCACCUUGGACACUACAGUGAAGUGAAUUCGUUGGAAGAGAUUGAGACUCAAUUUGAGAGUUUAACGAUUGUGGAGAUGCACGACACGGUGGAGUACAAGGAAGACACGUACGGUUUACGCACUUUGGACGAACGUGGGGCAUUGUUCCGUUAUACAGCCUCAGAAGUUCCUCACUGCUGUUGGCUGUACGACUUUCCCAAGUUCCACACGGACGGAUUGUGCGAGUUCCAUCCUCUCUACGAUAAAUUUGUGUACAAAGUGCUUUGGUAAAAGAUUUUUGUGGAUAAGGACUAACAUUUUUUACUACAUAGUACAAAAAUUCUAGUCUUACUGCUUUUGCGUCAGGAACGGGUAGUCCGUGUAGCCCGACUCGAGUGGCACACCCGGCUGUGGGUAGAACGUCUUCACAUUCUGUGCGUUAAAC